This is a messenger RNA of Dreissena polymorpha, 3408 nucleotides long. RefSeq names its product A.superbus venom factor 1-like. Lineage: Eukaryota; Metazoa; Mollusca; Bivalvia; Myida; Dreissenidae. The coding region runs from base 1 to 3408 and encodes 1135 amino acids. The transcript is spliced from 28 exons. The record is from RefSeq and is a predicted model, not a curated record. Gene Ontology annotation, molecular function: endopeptidase inhibitor activity. Gene Ontology annotation, cellular component: extracellular region.
AUGAAGGUAUUUGCCCCGGGGUAUGCCAAUUGUUCAACUGAGUUGGUCCUGAAGCCGUAUUCUGGAGCCAGUAAUAUUGUCGUCGAGAAAUUUGAAAAGGAAGGUUCCUCAUUCAUUCAAACCGUCACAGACAUCAACACGGUUCAAGCUGCCCUAUACACGGGUAUGCUAACGCUGAUAACAUCUCGUGGUAAAAUAGUGAAGACAGUAUACUCGCCACCGAAGAGGGAAUCAACGUUCAAGUUGGGGCCAGACGAUGAAGAGAAAGUGUCACCAGUUGGCCGAGUGUUUGCUUUUUAUGUGUAUAACAACCAGGUUUUUGCGGACUCUUCCUUUUUUCGCCUACAGGCAAAAUGCCGAGCACAGCUUGAGCUACAACCGCAUAAAGUCAUGGUGAGGCCAGGAGAUUCGGUCAACAUGACUGUGAAGGGUCCCUCUGGAAUGUGGGUGGGGUUCAAUGUCAUUGACAAAGCGUUGCUGCUACUGAAUAACGACAACGUUCUAGAGGAAGAUAAGAUCUUUAAGGAAAUGGAAGCUCAUGACCUCGGUUGUGGCGCAGGAGGGGGCACAAACAGCGAAGAAAUAUUUAAGAACGCGGGUCUAACAAUUCUGAUAAAUGCUGAUGUGGAUGCUAAACGGAUACAAAGAGAGACGUCUGAAUGUGACGCUAAAAAACGAAACCGACGCUCUGUCCCUGAGGAAAACGGUUGUUAUUAUGGUGCUAACCCAGUAUGCUGCAAGGCAGGCGAACAAUAUGCCUUUGAUGUUAUAUAUGAGUACAAGCUGGACAAGGCGCAUAAUUUCAAACCGGACAUAACGGAACCCGUACCAUACAUUGCAUGUUAUGCAAAGGCCAAGAAGCUUGCCGAAACGCAUCAAGAAAAGGUGCCGUCCAAAUGUCCGAUGGCGUUUUUCGAGGCUUGCGUUGUUACGAUGACGGCUGAAUUGAGCGGCAUAACUGAGAAUACUGGCGCCUGCAUCGCAACUCCUAAAGAAGUCAGUGCAUUCAAAGAGUUUUUUAUUCAAGUAGAUCUUCCCUACAAAGUAUCACGAAAGGAACAUUUCAACGUCAAAGUGAACGUGUUCAAUUAUAACGAUGCAGAUAUGAACGCUCGUGUGUAUCUGAAAGGCAUAGGAGGUCUUUGUUAUGGCUCGUCACCCGACCAGCAUUCUCCACCACAGCUUGUCACCGUGCCUGCGAAUGGCGCUAAGACUCUGACGUUUCCUAUGAUCCCCCUGGAAGCGGGACGCUAUCCAAUAAUUGUGUCGGCAUUUGUGACGAUCGCGGACAAAGCCACAUCAGAUAUUGUGGAAAAACAACUUCUUGUUGUGAACGAAGGCAUUCAGGAAAAGAUGAAUUUUACUGUAUGUCUUGAUCCAAACAACCAAAUGGAAAACUGCAACCAAGGCAAAGAAGUGAAACACACAGAACGUCAAAAUUUUGGUUCACCAUUCGUGAAAAUGGAAGUAGAACUACCAUUGCCAGUGACGGCUUUGCCUGGAACUGCGGCUGCAAACGCAUACAUUAAAAGUAAUCUCAUGGGGGAAACAGUUAACUGUGUACUGGAAGGCGUGGACAAAAUGUUUACUGAGCCCAGUGGCUGUGGUGAACAAAACAUGAUACGCACAGCGCCCAUUGUCUACGGGAUGCACUUCCUGAAACAGACAGGGACAAUGGAGACAAAACAUGAGGACUCAGGAACGACACAAAUGAGAAAUGGUAUUACCCGACAAAUAUCCAUGUACCACAAAGACGACGGAUCAUUUGCAGCCUGGAAAAACUACCCAACCAGUUUAUGGCUGACUGCGUUUGUUGCCAAAGUGUUUUGUCAGGCAGAUCAGGUUGUGCAGGGAAUCGUUGAAAGAGAUGUAAUUAAUCAGACACUGUCUUACAUUGCAAAAAAUAACAUGGAAGGAUCCGGGGAAUACCGCGACAGCAAUCCAGUUAUUCAUCGUGAAAUGCAGGGUGUUUUAGCAGAAGGGAACAGAACAGUAGAUCCCUCGUUAACUGCAUUUGUUCUGACAUCACUGCUAGAAUGCACUGAUCGAACACAGGAGGUCGAACUAUCUGUACGUCGUGCCAUGAGUGAUCUUGAGCGAGUUCCAAACAAUAUUAUAGAAAAUAAUCCGUACUUACUAGCAAUUACAACCUACGCGCUUGCAUUUUCUGGAAGUUCAAAAAAGGAAGAAUUUAAUAAUAAGUUGUAUGCCAUCAAAAGAGACAGAGGAGGAGGAAUAUUCUGGUCAAAUCAUAACGGCGCCCCUAACGCAUAUGAUGUGGAGACGACGGCAUAUGCUCUUCUGGCGUUCUUGAAAUUCGAUGACUUUAAGACAUGUCAUAAAAUAGUGGCGUGGUUGACCCAACAAAAUAGUGCCAUCGGAGUGUGGUAUACAACACAGGACACUGUUGUCGCCAUGCAAGCCCUCGCGACGUACAGCGCACGUACGUUUAAUCCUGACACAAACCUCGAAGUGAAAAUUGAAAAAGUAGGCUCUGCGUGGUUACAGACAACGCGUGUAAACAGUGAAACGUCACAAAAUGCCAUUUUAAACCUUCCUGUGGAUAAAGACAGGAAAUUUGCUGUCACGGUCAGUGGACGGGGGUCGGGUGUAAUGAAGAUUGAAAUGUUUUACAACAGAAAGGCUCAGGAAGACGAACUGUGCUUUUUUGAGGUCAGCCCGAUCAAUGUGAAGGAUGUUGUUCCCGCAAUUGCAAACAAUCCAGAUGCGGAGGAUAUCCUUGCUGGAUGGCAGUGUGAUGUGUGCGGGUUUUGCAAUGAGCCUGAUGAAGGAAAGGUGGACUAUGAGGUGAUCCAAAAUCGUCGAAAGCGACAGGCAAAACAAUUAGUGCACGAUCAAAAAUGUAUUCAAUUUACAGUUAGAUCCAAGUCACCCAGGAAUGACGCAGGUAUGUCAAUAGUGAGGGUCAACUUGGAGACAGGAGUCAAGGUUGUGGAAUCUGACUUGCGUGAGAUGCAGGAAAACGGGGUUUUGCCGCGUUAUGAAAUGCCGUCGGACGGUCAUGGAUUUGUCAUCAUUUACCUGAACAGUAUCACGAGAAAUGCAACCAACCUUAUAUUCAGACUGGAGGACCACUUUUCUGGCAACGCUUCAAGUCGUCAGCCGGCAUCUAUUAAGGUGUACGACUACUACAAACCAGAACGCUCAUGUAUGAAGCAGUAUGGCAUUGGCCGGAAUCAUGGGCAGGAAAUAAAGUACAAGUGUGACGACCGGAGCGACCAGUGUCAAUGCAUGCAAAGUCAGUGUGUUAAGCAAGUGAAUCAGGAGCUGUUCGAAAUGGCUUUGAAAGUAAGUCAGGCGAGUCUGGCUCAACGAAAGAAUCUUACCAAACCAGUCGAUGCAUUAAUGGACUAUGCGUGCAACUUUGAGAAAGCUAACUAUGAAUAA